UUUUAUCGUUCUUCAUCGAUUCAGGUCGAAGGCGUUCAACGUGUUCCGCAACACGUUACGUUUCUAUAAACUUUAUGUGGGCGGGGAGGCGAUGUCUUUAGCUGUUUCCGUGCUAACCUGUUAGCUUGCCGGCCGCCAAUGACGAAUUUAUAAAGUUAUCAUCUGCAGGGACGGAUUGUGAGACAGGGCACAGUCAGAUUUGCGUAAACAGGCCAGGCAGGUGGAGAAUGAGCUGGACCUCAAGCUGGUCUCCUUCAGUAAGCUCUGCACCAGCUACAGCAGCAGCAGCAACAGGGACCAGCGGACAAGAGAAAGCAGGUCUGAUUCUGGCUCAUCUCAAGACAAAAUGCUGGUGGCAAUGACUACUGAGCUUGAGCAGCUCUUGGCCAGUCUUACAGUUAUCAAUGACAAAAUGGCAGAAUACACAAACACUCCGGGAGUUUCGUCACAUAAUGCAGCAUUGAUGCACACCCUACAGAGACACAGAGAUAUUUUACAGGAUUACACCCAUGAGUUCCACAAAACCAAAAGCAACUUCUUCAGCCUGCAAGAGCGAGAGGACCUACUGGGCUCUGUUCACAGAGACAUUGAGUCCUACAAGAGCAGCUCAGGGGUGAAUAACAGAAAGACUGAGCUCUUCCUGAAGGAACAUGAACAUCUCAGAAACUCAGAUAGACUUAUUGACAACGCAAUAAGCAUCGCCAUGGCUACCAAAGAGAACAUCACAUUUCAGCGUGGGAUGUUGAAGUCCAUUCAAACCAGGGUCACAACUUUGGCCAAUCGUUUCCCCGCCAUCAACGGUCUCAUCCAGAAAAUCAAUUUGCGCAAGAGGCGGGACUCUUUAAUUCUUGGCGGGGUGAUUGGCGUCUGCACCAUACUCCUGCUGCUAUACACUUUCCACUGAUUCACUGGUCAGUUGACCUUCUUGAAGAGCAAAAAAAAUCUUCAUUGUAGCUCAGUCCAAUGUUGCUGAGACUUUUCAAAAGGUUUUCAUAUAUUUCUCCCUCUAUUGUAAUUUACUUUCCUUGAAACAACAGUUUAAAAAGAAAGGAUUUUAAGAUAACAUGACAUUGAAAAUAAGUCUUAAUUGAAAGUGAAAUAGUUUCAACUCUCAGACUGGAGAUUUUAUUUAUUUUCUGAACUAUGUUAACACUUACAUCUGGGAAUUUAUAUUUUGCUGCUUAUAUCCUGUUGUAAAUUUAGCUCCUUAUAAAUGUAUGAAACAAUAUUUUACCGGGAUUGUGCACUAUGCAUGUCGUACUUUUUUAUAUAGUAUCGGCGGUGCCUAAUAAAAUAAAGGUGAUGAGCUCA
This is a messenger RNA of Xiphias gladius (swordfish), 1311 nucleotides long. RefSeq names its product Golgi SNAP receptor complex member 1-like. Gene Ontology annotation, biological process: endoplasmic reticulum to Golgi vesicle-mediated transport; vesicle fusion. The coding region runs from base 347 to 904 and encodes 185 amino acids. Gene Ontology annotation, cellular component: Golgi medial cisterna; SNARE complex; cis-Golgi network. NCBI's taxonomy places the organism in Eukaryota, Metazoa, Chordata, Actinopteri, Istiophoriformes, Xiphiidae. The transcript has 9 exons. Gene Ontology annotation, molecular function: SNAP receptor activity. The record is from RefSeq and is a predicted model, not a curated record.